AUGCUAGGUAUCAUUCAAUUCAUCUCCAUCGUCUGUGGUAUCGUCCUUUCGUUUUUCCCAGAUGAAUACGACCGCGCAGUUCAUAAUUGGCUAGGCAGCGCUGAUAGCGCAAGCACCACAAAUAAUACACGCUGGCCCACUGAUAUCUCGCGCGGUAUCAUCCCCGUUGGCUGUCAUUCUCAUAACGACUAUUGGCGCCGGGUGCCACUAUACUCCGCACUGCAAGCGGGAUGCAUAGGCGUCGAAGCCGACGUCUGGCUCUUCGACGACGAACUCUAUGUCGGGCACACCACAUCGUCCCUGACAGAGCGCUUAACCUUGCAAUCCAUGUACAUUGACCCGAUAGUAAACAUCCUCGAGCGCCAAAACCCUACCACCAAAUUUCAUCAGGGAGGUGACGGCCCUGUGCAUGGCGUCUUCGACACAGACCCGGCCCAAACCCUAAUCCUCCUAAUCGACUUCAAAACCACAGGCCCGGAAACCUGGCACGCCGUCAUGAAGCACCUUGCUCCGCUCCGUGACCGCGGCUACCUAACCCACUUCAACGGUGACGAGGUUAUUCAGGGUCCCGUCACCGUCGUCGGAACGGGAAAUACACCCUUCAACCUCGUCGCGGCAAAUAACACUUAUCGUGACAUAUUCUUCGAUGCCCCGCUCGACCAACUUGUUGAUCCAGACCAACCAGACAAUGCCCAGACAUACGCAGCAAUGCUCCCGCGCACAGAUCUCGGUCAAGGCCAAUCUGGCAUGCCAGAUGUCAUUACUGCAUCCACCUUCAACACCUCCAACAGCUUCUAUGCCUCCGUAUCUUUCAAAAAGGCAAUCGGACAUCCCUGGCCCUUCCACUUCACGCAGAGCCAGAUGAAACGCAUCCGCAACCAGGUGCGCGUUGCGCACCAGCACGGCUUGAAAGUGCGCUACUGGGCACUACCAAGCUGGCCUCGCAGUCUGCGGAAUCAUAUCUGGCGCGUGCUUGCGCAAGAGGGUGUGGAUAUUCUGAAUGUCGAUGAUUUGGCUUCUGCUACACAAGGGGAUUGGAACACACGGGUUUUCGAUUGGUGGCUAUGA
Penicillium coprophilum is the source of this 1068-nucleotide messenger RNA. RefSeq lists its product as uncharacterized. Lineage: Eukaryota; Fungi; Ascomycota; Eurotiomycetes; Eurotiales; Aspergillaceae. Bases 1 to 1068 code for a protein of 355 amino acids. Gene Ontology annotation, molecular function: phosphoric diester hydrolase activity. The transcript has 2 exons. The record is from RefSeq and is a predicted model, not a curated record. Gene Ontology annotation, biological process: lipid metabolic process.